This is a messenger RNA of Pyricularia pennisetigena, 645 nucleotides long. RefSeq lists its product as uncharacterized. The transcript has a single exon. The record is from RefSeq and is a predicted model, not a curated record. The coding region runs from base 1 to 645 and encodes 214 amino acids. Lineage: Eukaryota; Fungi; Ascomycota; Sordariomycetes; Magnaporthales; Pyriculariaceae.
AUGAAGCUUCUCCCGACGGCGCUCAUCCUCCUCGUGCCCGCACUCGCCCAUGUCCUCCACCCAGUCAACACCAGGGCUUCCAGCCCAGACCGCCCCUGCGGCUUCAAGAUCGCCCCCUGCCCGGCGGGCAGCACCUGCUCUGCGUCGGACCCAGCCUGCCCGGCCACGCGCGGGGCGAACUGCCCGGCCACGCGCGGGGCGAACUGCCCGGGCCGGUGCGCGCCGGCGACGACGGUGACGCGGCCGCGCCCAUCGCACCCGACACGGCCGACCGUCUCCGAGCCCACCGCACGCAGCGACGACGAGCCGAAGCCGUCGGUGCACACCAGGACGCCACGGCCGACGCGCAGCACGCCGCCCCUGCCGACCCCGACCCCGACCCCGACGAGGACCCGCAGCUACGACGACUGCGGCGGGUUCCGGCCCACGCCCAAGAGCUGCGCGCGCGGCCAGAUCUGCAUCGACGACCCCUACGCCGGCGGCUGCGGCAUGGCCUGCGACAUGCCCGGCAUAUGCGUGGAGCCGACCUUUUGCGGCGGCAUCGCCGGCGUCCAGUGCGCCGAUGGCAAGAUGUGCGUCGACGACACUAGGGACGAUUGCGAUCCUGCGAACGGAGGCAGCGACUGUGGUGGCAUUUGUGUUUGA